AUGUUGUGGCUCAGCCUUCCCAUCGCCAAGGCUGAUAACGAUCAGAGAACGAUCCCAGAGAAAUGGGAUGGUUAUAAGAAGGCCGUGUGGGCCUCGCCAUAUUCUGUUGUCCAGUAUCCGAACACGAUCCAGCCAUUCAUCGAAGCCAUCAACAUGAACUUCUCAAACCAUCUCCCCACCCUCUUCAGCCUGGUCUGCGGUUUAGCAGCCACGGCAAACGCACUUCCCCUGGUGCCCUCGGACAAGGGUUCAGCCUCGGAGCACUCCACGCGAGCCAUCGGAUCAAAUCGCCGUGGGCGCACGACACCAAUCCCAACGUGGGCUAUCGUCGGUAUCGUGGUAGUUAUUGGUUUCGCCCUCUCCAUCAUCAUAGUCUCGUGCUGUUGCACCAAGCGACGAAGGGCAGCUGAGCCGCCAGCAUAUCUGCCUCCUGCCACAACACAGCCGUCAGCACCGCAAAUGGCGACAGUACAGCCGAUCAAUUCAUUCCCCGUGGUCCAGGAGCCUCCUCCGGCCUACACUCCAAGCAAUACCUCAGGCGGUGUCUACCGAUAG
Molecule: messenger RNA, 555 nt
Organism: Clonostachys rhizophaga
Lineage: Eukaryota; Fungi; Ascomycota; Sordariomycetes; Hypocreales; Bionectriaceae
Source: the annotation of a GenBank genome assembly